This is a messenger RNA of Pseudophryne corroboree (corroboree frog), 836 nucleotides long. RefSeq names its product signal peptidase complex subunit 1 (gene SPCS1). NCBI's taxonomy places the organism in Eukaryota, Metazoa, Chordata, Amphibia, Anura, Myobatrachidae. Gene Ontology annotation, cellular component: endoplasmic reticulum membrane; signal peptidase complex. Gene Ontology annotation, biological process: protein targeting to ER. The record is from RefSeq and is a predicted model, not a curated record. The transcript is spliced from 4 exons. The coding region runs from base 190 to 489 and encodes 99 amino acids.
GCUGUGCCAUUAAGCUGUGGCUAAGAACUGCACGGAGUAGUUCACGCAAUGACCUGGAGCAGUCAGGCGCGGUUAGGGCAGCUAUAGGGGUCCUCCGUUGGGGUGACGCUGCUGCUACUCAGGCAUCUCUAGCGCUUCCGGACUGCGAUCCGCUGCUGGUGUGUAGGAGAGAUCCGCUCAGCUGCCACCAUGUUGGAUAUAUUCGCCUCCAUCCCCACCCAAAUGGAUUACAAAGGUCAGAAACUUGCGGAACAGAUCUUUCAAGGAAUAAUACUAUUUUCUGCAGUGGUCGGCUUUAUCUACGGUUUCGUCAUUGAACAGUUUGGCUGGACGGUGUACAUAGUGAUCGCAGGGUUUGCGGUGUCUUGCUUGUUAACUCUUCCUCCAUGGCCAAUGUAUCGCCGUCAUCCUCUAAAAUGGCUCCCUGUCCAGGACUGUGCUGUGGAUGACAAGAAACAGCAGGACAAGAAAUCCAAAAAGCACAAAUAAUUCCCACCUGCGGUCAUCACCAAGUCAGAGGACCAUGUAUGAAAAAUGGACUUGGGGGCAGAUUUAGCAACUAGUAUUAUUUCUUGUUAUCACUCAUUACGAAUGAUAAAUGGUGCUCCAGACAUUCAGCUCCUGUCAUGUUUCAAACACAUGACAGUGGAGCUGAUUGGCUGGAGCACCAUUUAUCAUUCGUAAAUUAAUGAUAACAAGAAUAUCACUCGUUGUUAAAUCUGCCCCUUGGACUGAUAUGUUUUCUGCUAAGCAGAACAUUGUGCUUAUAGGGCUUGUGUUCCAGGUAUUGUCUAAAUGUCCAAUAAAAACACCAAUCUGUUUUGUUUUUCCUUUUA